CUCUCCAUUCUUCAUUAGCAUACUGCUUACAGCACUGCCUAUUUAAACCGCGCUCCGAGAGAUGUUUGUUCAUUUUGCCGUUUGAAUCCGAGUGAAGAAAUGCCCGAGCAGCAGAAAUCCGCUCCCAAGAAGGGCGCCAAGAAAGCUUUGCCCAAACCAGCGGGCAAGUCUGGCAAGAAACGCAGGAGGGUGAGGAAGGAGAGUUACUCCAUCUAUAUCUACAAAGUGAUGAAGCAGGUUCACCCCGACACCGGCAUCUCCUCCAAGGCCAUGAGCAUCAUGAACUCGUUCGUGAGCGAUAUUUUCGAGCGCAUCGCGGGCGAGGCUUCCCGGCUGGCCCAUUAUAACAAGCGAUCGACCAUCAGCUCCCGGGAGAUCCAGACUGCCGUGCGCCUGCUGCUGCCUGGGGAGCUGGCCAAGCACGCCGUGUCGGAAGGGACAAAGGCGGUGACCAAGUACACCAGCUCCAAGUGAAGAGUGCCCAGAAAACACA
This is a messenger RNA of Mobula hypostoma (lesser devil ray), 493 nucleotides long. Its product is annotated as histone H2B 1/2-like. The transcript has a single exon. Bases 100 to 474 code for a protein of 124 amino acids. Gene Ontology annotation, molecular function: DNA binding; protein heterodimerization activity; structural constituent of chromatin. Gene Ontology annotation, cellular component: nucleosome. Lineage: Eukaryota; Metazoa; Chordata; Chondrichthyes; Myliobatiformes; Myliobatidae. The record is from RefSeq and is a predicted model, not a curated record.